Messenger RNA from Chlamydomonas reinhardtii, 1540 nucleotides. RefSeq lists its product as uncharacterized. The transcript is spliced from 8 exons. NCBI's taxonomy places the organism in Eukaryota, Viridiplantae, Chlorophyta, Chlorophyceae, Chlamydomonadales, Chlamydomonadaceae. Gene Ontology annotation, biological process: protein phosphorylation. The record is from RefSeq and is a predicted model, not a curated record. Gene Ontology annotation, molecular function: ATP binding; protein kinase activity. Bases 221 to 1147 code for a protein of 308 amino acids.
CCUCUAACCUGUUGCUAGCCCAGUCCUCCUCAAACUUCUCGCGUACCUUCCCCAUGAGGGAGGCAACAUCCAGUUCUUGCGUAGUAAUGCGUAAUCUGCUUUGCGACAACGCUAACUCAUGCAAGAUUGAAAUUGAAUCCACGCGGUGGUGCCUGGUUUUGCGCUGUGCGUCGUGAGGAGACAGGGGACCCGCCUUGCCGACGGCACGGAGUGUACAAACAUGGCGGGACGGUUCCAGGAGCAAGCGGAGUACGGCGUAGCCGAACUGUAUGCGGCCACAGGCGGCUUUCACAAGCUGUGCUUGAUUGGGGAAGGAGGCUUCGGCAAGGUUUACCGAGCGAUGAUCAACUAUACCCCGGUCGCCAUCAAGGUGCUGGACAAGCAGGGGCUGCAGGGUAUGGCGGAGUUCCUGAACGAGGUGCGCCUGGCCCGCAGCAUCCAGCACCCGCACGUGGUGCGCCUGCUGGGCUUCACGGGGGACGCCGCCAAGGGCGCCAGCCGCGGCAGCGAAGGCAACGGCACGCAGUGCCUUGUGUAUGAGCUGCUCACCAACGGCAACCUGGAGGACCGCCUGCUGCGGAGGAUGGCGUCCACACCGCCGCUGCUGUGGCCCACCCGCGUCAAGGUGGCAGCACAGAUCGCGGACGCUCUGCAGUACCUGCACAGCCUGGGCAUCGUGCACCGCGAUAUCAAGCCCGCCAACAUGUUCUUGGACUGUAACAUGGACGCUAAGCUCGGUGACAUCGGCCUCGCGUCACUGGACGGCUGGCGCGCGGGCGCCAGCCGCGCCGCUGAUGAGAACGCGGUGGGCACGUGGGCCUACCUGGCGCCCGAGUACAAGACCGAGGGCCGCAGCAGCCCGUCCACUGACGCCUGGGCGCUAGGGCUGUGCCUGCUGCAGCUGGUGCUGGGGAGAGACCCCAAGGACAUUAUUCGUGCUGUGCAGCAGGCACUGGAGGAGUGCAAGCUCCCGCAGGUUGUGGACGCCAGUGCGGGCGCCUGGGACAUGAAGGUGGCUGAGCGUAUGCUGAAGCUGGGGCUGUGGUGCUGCAUGCACGACGCCAGACAACGGCCGGCAGUCGCCACAGUGCACCAGGAGCUGGCCCGGCUGGCGGGCACGCUGCAGAGCCAGGGGUUACUGGAGUGAUUGAGGACAGCGGGAAUCGUCAUCAUCCUUGCUAGGUGCUGAAAGCAGGCAGGGAUAUGGAGGAGGUGCAGCGCGUGAUCUUCUGCUAGGUGUUGACUGCGCGCGGGCUGAUCAAGCCAUAGGACUGAUAGAAGCCCUUUAGCGCAUAUAUUGCGUGAUGCAACAAGGCGGAUAAUGUCUACAAAGGAAGGGGCAGUAUGAACUAUCCCAGGUAGUGAAAUCGAUUGGUGACACCGGCACUGGACGGCUGGUGCGCGGGUGAGCGGGCCGUGAGCGGCAUGGCGGGAUAGUACUGAAUGCCGUGUGGUGAGCAACGGACGAUGGGCGCCCGUGCGGGGCAACGGGCCUUGGUGCUUGCUGCAUCAAGGUAAGAAUGAGAAAAGGAUGAGACGG